AUGUGCGCGGAGCUCGGCGGAAAGCUGCUGCUGGCCCCGGCGCUGCUGCUGGCCCUGCUGCUGGCCAGCGCCCGGGCGGCCGCGGGCACUGAGGCCACGCACCCGCCGGAGGGGCCGCAGGACAGGACCCCGCAGCAGAAGGGGCGCCUGUCCCUGCAGAACACAGCUGAAAUCCAGCACUGCCUGGUCAAUGCUGGCGAUGUGGGAUGUGGAGUGUUUGAAUGCUUUGAGAACAAUUCCUGCGAGAUCCGAGGCUUACACGAGAUCUGCAUGACAUUCCUGCACAACGCUGGAAAAUUCGAUGCCCAGGGAAAAUCCUUCAUUAAAGACGCUCUGAAGUGUAAGGCUCAUGCCUUGAGGCAUAAAUUCAGCUGCAUCAGCCGUAAGUGCCCUGCCAUUAAAGAGAUGGUGUUCCAGUUACAGCGGGAGUGCUACCUGAAGCAUGACCUCUGCUCUGCUGCCAAGGAGAACGUCCAGGUCAUUGUGGAGAUGAUUCACUUCAAAGACCUGCUGCAGCACGAGCCUUACGUUGACCUAGUGAACAUCCUGCUCACCUGCGGCGAGGAGGUGAAAAAGGCAAUAACGAGGAGCGUCCAGGCCCAGUGCGAACAGAACUGGGGAAGCCUCUGCUCCAUCCUGAGCUUCUGCACCUCGGCCGUGCACGGGGACGCCGUCCUGGGAGCCGACAGGAAGGUGGGGGAAGGCAGCAGGGCCGGUGCUGGCCGUGGGGACAUGGUGGCCCACGCUGACCCCGAGCACAGGGAGAGCCCACGAGCAGCCAAGGCAGAGAGAGGUACCAAGGGCCACUCCAACGCCCGGGUCAAAGCUGGGGGCCACGGUCCCAAAGGGGCCCACGGGAUCCUGGACCGGGCAGACGAACUGUCCGACUUCUCCGACAUCCGGAGGUGA
Messenger RNA from Agelaius phoeniceus (red-winged blackbird), 909 nucleotides. RefSeq names its product stanniocalcin 2 (gene STC2). Gene Ontology annotation, cellular component: extracellular region. NCBI's taxonomy places the organism in Eukaryota, Metazoa, Chordata, Aves, Passeriformes, Icteridae. The record is from RefSeq and is a predicted model, not a curated record. Gene Ontology annotation, molecular function: hormone activity. Gene Ontology annotation, biological process: intracellular calcium ion homeostasis.